Syngnathoides biaculeatus (alligator pipefish) is the source of this 4567-nucleotide messenger RNA. RefSeq names its product integrin, alpha V (gene itgav). The record is from RefSeq and is a predicted model, not a curated record. Gene Ontology annotation, biological process: cell-cell adhesion; angiogenesis; cell-matrix adhesion. The transcript is spliced from 31 exons. Gene Ontology annotation, molecular function: integrin binding. The coding region runs from base 693 to 3965 and encodes 1090 amino acids. NCBI's taxonomy places the organism in Eukaryota, Metazoa, Chordata, Actinopteri, Syngnathiformes, Syngnathidae. Gene Ontology annotation, cellular component: integrin complex; external side of plasma membrane.
CAACAGUCGCAGUCACACUCACACUUCGAGAGGGUCCAUUUAACGUUGCAGGCUUUUUGGGAUGUGGGUGGAAACCGGAGUGCCCACUCGGAGAAAAGCCACGCGGGCACGGGGAGAACAUGAAAACUCCACUAAACAGACCCACACCAAAAUCCGCAUCACUUCUUCAGACGCAGCAUCGAUCCGCCUGUCGAUCUCGCGUUCCAUUGAAGAUACUUGAACUCCUCGACAUACCGCUCGAAGUGUACGCGCUAUCCGGUCUUUUAAAAAAAAUGUUUAUAAUUCAUAUCAGUGGACAGAACCCACUCGACCGGUUGGCCGCGAUAGGACUCCCAUCAGCACUUUAUUGUGAAAAGUUAGCAAGGCUUUUACAUCGACAGGGAGUUUCCGGCCGUCGCGUGAGGUCACAUCUUGACAUCGCACAAACGAGUUCAGGCUAGCGGGACACUCCCCCGGCCUCGUCCCGUCGCAACAUCGCCGUCUCGGGCGUCCUCCCCAGCGCCAGCGCCAGCGCCAGCGGAGCCGAAACCCAAGCCGAAGCCGCGUCCGCUUGUUUUGCUUCUCUCAAACGUUCGACGAAGUCGUUAUCCGGCUUGCUAGCCAGCCAGCCGGUCGGCCCGCGGACGACGACGUUUUUCGCUCGGCGCCGCUGCCUUUUGGGUCCCUGACCGGCUCCGGCUCCGGCUCCGGCUAUGGCAGCGGGGCGUUCGCCGACUGCGCCUCCCCGUCUCCCCGUCGUCCUGCUCCUCGCGCUCGCUUCGGUGCGCCGCGGGAGCGCGUUCAACUUGGACGCCGAGCGACCGUCGGUGUUCGACGGCCCGUCGGGGAGCUACUUCGGCUUCUCGGUGGACUUCUUCAAAGCUCCCAACGAUCAACAGUCAGGCGUCCUGGUCGGAGCCCCACGGGCCAACACGUCCGGCGACGUGGUGGAGCGCGGGGCCGUCUACAGCUGCGCCUGGAGCGGCUCGGGCGGAUGUCGCCAGCUUCUCUUUGACUCCUCAGGUGACAGGAAGAACGCAGACGGUGCGCAGAUGGAGUUCAAAAGCAAGCAGUGGUUCGGCGCCUCCGUGCGCUCGGACGGCGAGCAUAUCCUGGCGUGCGCACCGCUCUACCAGUGGUCCACGUUCGGCGUAUCGGAGCGCGAGCCCGUGGGAACGUGUUUCCUGAAGAAAGGUGGCACGGUGGUGGAAUAUUCUCCCUGCCGAUCCGGCACCAACACUCCGGAGGGUCAAGGCUUCUGCCAGGCGGGCUUCAGCGCCGACUUCCUCAAGAGGGACAAGCGAGUGGUGGUGGGAGGACCGGGAAGUUUCUACUGGCAAGGUCAGCUGAUAUCUGACGACGUGUCGGAAAUCUUUGCCCGAUUCGACGGCAGCUACAUCAGCCCGUACGGAAACACGCUGGCCACCAAGCCGGCCAGCGCCCAGUACGACGACAGCUACCUCGGAUACUCGCUGACGGUCGGCGACUUCAACGAUGACGGCAAAGAAGAUUACGUGACGGGCGUGCCGCGGGGCGACAAGGCUCUGGGUUACGUGAACAUUUUCAACGGCCUCAACAUGGAGUCCAUGGUCAACAUUACGGGAAGUCAGAUGGCCGCAUACUUUGGCCACUCGGUCGCCGUCAGCGACGUCAACCAGGAUGGUUUGAUGGAUGUGCUGGUGGGCGCUCCCCUCUUCAUGGACCGAGGGUCUGACGGAAAGCUGAGGGAGGUCGGACAGGUGUGCGUGUUCUUGGGUCGCGGAGGGUUCUCCUUCCAGCCGCCGCUGAUGCUCACCGGCUCCGAAGUGUACGCCCGCUACGGCUCGUCGGUCGCGGCGCUGGGAGAUCUGGACAUGGAUGGAUACAAUGACGUUGCCGUCUCCGCCCCCUACGGUGGUCCUGAGCGCCUGGGCCAGGUGUACGUCCACAAUGGCGGUCCUCACGGACCCUCGCUCACGCAUUCGCAGGUCCUGCGGGGCAAAUGGGCAUCCAGCUACAUGCCCGCCAGCUUUGGCUACUCCAUGACGGGAAACACAGACAUAGACCGCAACGGCUAUCCGGAUUUACUAGUUGGAGUGUUUGGAGCUGACAAGGCAGUUUUGUACAGAGCGCGGCCAGUCAUCGGCGUGAACGCCACGCUGGACGUCAGCCCUCAAAUCAUCAACCCGGAGGAGAAGAACUGCUCUCUUCCGCCGGCGUCCGGCACGUUUGUGUCCUGCUUCAAGGUCAAGUACUGCCUGAAGGCGAGCGGCCGAGGAGCGCCUUCCUCCCUCACGUUCCGCGUGGACGUUCUUCUGGACCGGCUGAAGCAGAAGGAAGCCGCCAAGCGAGUUCUCUUCCUGCACGGACGAAGCGUCAACUACGCCAAGAACGUCACACUGAGCAAUGGCGGAGGCCCGGCGUGCGAGGAACAGCACGUCUUUCUAAGGGACGACCGCGACUUCCGCGACAAGAUCACUCCGAUCUCGGUGGUCCUCGAGUACACGUUGGACUACCAGCGCGCCAAAGACGAGAACGGACUCCUGCCCGUUCUCGACGUGGCGGCGCCACCCAACGUCACCAGACAGGCUCACAUCCUGCUGGACUGCGGCGACGACAAUAUCUGCACACCUGACCUGAGGCUCUCGGUCCAGAGCGACCGCUCCGAGAUGGCCAUAGGCGACGACAACGCGGUGACGCUGGAGAUCAGCGCGGAGAACCGCGGCGAGGGCGCCUACGAAGCCGAGCUGCACGUAUUUCCGCCGCAGCAGGCCGACUUCACCGGCGUGGUGCGCAGUCAGACGCUGAGCCGGCUGUCGUGCGCCUACAAAAAGGAGAACCAAACCAAGAUGGUGGUGUGCGACCUUGGGAACCCCAUGAAGGGCGGAACCAAGGUGCUGGCAGAGCUGCGCUUCAGCGUCCAUCAGCUGUCGGAGGAUGACACCGAGGUCCGCUUUGACCUGCAGAUGGUCAGGUCAGACGCCGCGCGCCACAAAAUGAGCAAUCAGCAGGUUGGCGACUUCAGCAGAUGUUGUGUGUGUGUGUGUGUGUGUGUGUGUGUGUGUGUGUGUGUGUCCCGCACGCAUCCUUUCAGCUCCAACCAGUUCAACAGCACCAGCACCAGAGUGUCCAGCAUCACCAAACUUACUGUUGUAGCGCAAGUGUCCAUACGAGGCACGUCGUCUCCCGGUCAGCUUUUGCUUCCCAUCGCCAACUGGCAGCCCAAAUCUCCUCCCCUCACCGGAGACGACAUCGGACCACAAAUAUUGCAUGUCUAUGAGCUGCUGAACAGCGGUCCGAGCACGCUGAGUCAAGCGUCCAUGGAGGUGGAGUGGCCCUACGGCUACAAGAACGCGUCGCUGCUUUACAUCACGCACUUCGACACGGAGGGGCCCGUCAACUGCUCCACGGACGUCAAACUCAACACCCUCAACAUCAGCUUUGAGAGUCCUGCGGCGGUGUCGUCCUCCGUGUUGAAAAACGUCAGCGGAGACGGACAGACGGAAGGCCGCGAGCGCCACCUCGUGCGCAAGAGAGACUUGGAGACUCGAGACCAAGACCUCGUCACGCUGGACUGCAGCGGGGCAGCGUGCGUCAAGCUGCGCUGUCAGGUCGGUCGUCUGGAGAGGAAGAAGAACGCCAUCGUCUUUAUCUACUCCAGGCUGGACGUGAACAACUUCCUCCGAGCCGAGAAUGAGAACCGGUCGUACGUGAUGGAGUCGAGCGCCUCGUUCAACGUCAUCCAGAUGCCGUACAAGAACAUUCCAGCCACGCUGGCGUCCGGCAGCACCACCGUGAGCGUGUCGGCGCUGUGGGUGGCGGACGCCCCUCAGCCGGUGCCGGGCUGGGUGGUGGCGCUGGCCGUGCUGGCCGGUUUGCUGCUGCUCGCGCUGCUCAUAUUCGUCAUGUACAAGCUGGGCUUCUUUAAGCGAGUGCGGCCCCCGCAGGACGAUUGUCUGGAGAAGGAGCAGCUGCAGCCCGAGGAGAACGGAAACGCCGACACCUAGAGCUGGCCUUAGCCCGGGGCAACGCAAAGGCACACAUAUGAGCGCUAGCACGGGCUCUUUGCACUUUGUUGCCAUCCGCACAAACUUUAACAGACAACGAGAACAAAUCCAGCCUGUUUCCCUGCUAACCUGAUGCUUAGCUAGCUGUUGAAGCCAAAAAGUACAGCAAGUGGCUCCUCAAGACGCUAGCUAACAUCUGUUUGUUUAUGUCUCUUUUGGCUCCAGUGUUUUUGUGGGUUUAACACUUUUUUUUUUUUUUAAUUAAAAUAUGAUCUCGCUAGCUAGCAGACAUACACUGGCUCACAAAAAAGCUAGCUCACGAGGCUAAUGGCUUCCCUUGACUCACCGCUUAAGUUCACAGAUGUUCACUCACAGCAACAACAUGCUACUUCCUGUUAAUAUUUGUCUUUUUCCUCCACUUGCAAAUUUGUUUGGUGUACUGAAUUUGGUGGCGUGAAAACGUGCGAAAUUACGGACGACUGUUGCGGCUACGCUAACUCAAUCACUAGCUCAGAUUGUCUGGUUUACUUUUUUAAAAAAAAAAUUUUUGAUGCUGAAAUCUUUUGCCAUCUGACAUGAAAAAUAAAUUCUGUAGUCAUUUU